AUGAAUCGCCUAUUUACCUUGACUUUUAUAUAUUUAGCCUUUUUCUUUGUUACUACAUUUUCUCAAGAGGAAAUAGUUCCCACCAGACAAAUUUAUUCUCUUCCGCUCAAACUUAAAAGAGCUGGGCCUGAUAAAUUGAUCGCAGAUAUUACAUGGGAAGGAAAAAAUGAAACAGAAACUGAUCCGGUUAUAUUAAAGUUUUUUUGCGAUUCUGAUACCGUGAGUGUUGAAGCACCUGGAGAGAAGCCUGGUACAUUUGGUGACCGUAAGACUCAAUACCAAAUAAAUGUUCACAAAAAUAAUACCCUAGUAACAUGUCAUUAUAAG
This is a messenger RNA of Dentiscutata erythropus, 327 nucleotides long. Lineage: Eukaryota; Fungi; Glomeromycota; Glomeromycetes; Diversisporales; Gigasporaceae. The record is from the annotation of a GenBank genome assembly.